AUGAAUUCUGCGAAAGCGACGCUGCCAACCCAAAUAUUGAGCCAGACUCCAUCUACCUCGUCAAUUACAGACCGCCUAUGGCGGCAUUCGUUGUAUAAUGUUCUCAAUCAGCGACCCCUGGACCGAGUGAAUGUGCUUGGAGAUAACAGCCAUGGACAUCUAUCGUGUGUCAAUGCCCUGAGCUGGACGCCAGACGGACAAAUGCUCCUGAGCGGAGGGGACGACCGAACUGUUAGGAUAUGGCGCAUGGACCCGGAUUGCGACGUGGAUUACCCUUUUUUCUGUAAAUCCGUCAUACAGACAGGACAUAAGGCGAAUAUAUUCAAUGCCCACUUGCUUCCGCAUUCCACGCGAAUCGUAAGUGUUGCAGGAGAUAAACAGGUUCGGGUCUUCGAGGCUGCGGUUGCUUUGGCUCAUUCACAGAGUGAGCCAGAAACAACUUACAGCGCGAAUCAGUUGGACUGUCGCGUUCUACGCUGUCAUACGAACAGAGUCAAGCGCAUAGUCACUGAAGAUAGCCCCGAUCUUUUCCUCACCGUGGCAGAGGACGGCUCCGUCAGGCAGCACGACUUACGUGUCCCGCACACUUGUGGACCUGGAGGGUCAUGUCCAGCACCUCUAAUCAAGUGCCAGCAUGAACUAUCGGCUUUGGCCUUGUCUCCUCUUUCGCCAUAUCAGUUCGUUGUUGCUGGCGAAUCACCCUACGGAUACCUAUUUGAUCGCAGAAACACGGGUCGCUCUUUCGAUGAGGAAUGGGGCUCCCUUCCCCCAACAUCUGGCCCUUCCAUCGCGACUUGUGUACGCCGAUUCGGCCGUAAGACUAAGCCUCGUGAUGAUGUCUACGGGACACAUAUAACAGGGGCCCGAAUGUCUUCGCACAAUGGACAUGAGGUACCUUAUAGUGGCGAUGCUGUAUAUCUGUAUUCCACCCGUGAUGAUCCGCAAGACGAGGAUCAAAGCCAUGGAUCUGGUAUCAUCCCUCCAAACCGGGAACAUAGGACCGACGUGAUCCCGAUAGCAUCCGACGAAUCACAUAUCAACGUUCAAUUAGCAGAGACCGACGACAAUGAAGCGUCUAGCCCUCUCCAGCGGGCAACCGAGGACCAGGGCGAUCUUGAUGACUCUGACUCUGACGACUUUACUUUGGACGCUAUGCCGUGGGACGACCCUGGCGUCCCUAUCCUCCUCCCUCGAAGGCGAUUCGCUGGCGCCGGCAAUGUCGAGACCGUGAAAGAUGUCAACUUUCUAGGUCCUGAGGAUGAGUUCGUUACGUCUGGUUCAGAUGAUGGUAAUUUCUUCAUCUGGCACAAGGCUACGGGCGACCUUCAUGGUAUUUACGAAGGCGAUGGGAGUGUCGUGAAUGUUAUUGAGGGCCACCCCUUCCUUCCUCUUAUCGCGGUCUCUGGCAUUGACUCGACCGUCAAGCUCUUCGCCCCAGUCAAUCGCCGAAGUGAAUUCUCUCGUAUAGACAAGCAGGAAGACAUAAUAAGGUCCAACAGCCGCGGUAGUCGCCAACUCAUGACAAGAGGCCAACUAGCCCUAAUCAGAGCAGCUCUUUCCGGACAAGAGUUAUCCGAAGGGAACCCAUGUAACGUUCAAUGA
Pleurotus ostreatus (oyster mushroom) is the source of this 1602-nucleotide messenger RNA. RefSeq lists its product as uncharacterized. Bases 1 to 1602 code for a protein of 533 amino acids. NCBI's taxonomy places the organism in Eukaryota, Fungi, Basidiomycota, Agaricomycetes, Agaricales, Pleurotaceae. The record is from RefSeq and is a predicted model, not a curated record. Gene Ontology annotation, cellular component: Cul4-RING E3 ubiquitin ligase complex; cytoplasm. Gene Ontology annotation, molecular function: protein binding. Gene Ontology annotation, biological process: negative regulation of fatty acid biosynthetic process. The transcript is spliced from 9 exons.